AUGCCAAUUGCACAUCUAGCGCAACACCGCCCCAUGAAAGCCCGUGCGGCAAAUAAGCGAGACCACAACGAUUUGGGUGGCAUACGGCGGUCCGUCUUGAGGUCUUUCCAGCGACUCUUCGACGAACAUCUCCACGACUCGACCACCCCACCAGCCGCCAACAUGCCUUCCGAAGUCUCCGACAUCAAGCAGUUCAUCGAGAUCUGCCGCCGCAAGGAUGCCCAGUCCGCGCGCGUGAAGAAGAACAAGAAGGUCAACAACAUCAAGUUCAAGGUCCGCUGCUCGAGGAACGUCUACACCCUCGUCCUCAAGGACACCGACAAGGCCGAGAAGCUCAAGCAGUCGCUUCCCCCGGGUCUCACCAUCUCCGACGUCGGCAAGAAGAACCCCAAGGGCAGGCACGCUGCCGCGUAA
Molecule: messenger RNA, 414 nt
Organism: Ascochyta rabiei
Lineage: Eukaryota; Fungi; Ascomycota; Dothideomycetes; Pleosporales; Didymellaceae
Product: 60S ribosomal protein L38
Exons: 3
Coding region: 1-414 (137 amino acids)
Biological process (GO): translation; protein-RNA complex assembly
Cellular component (GO): cytosolic large ribosomal subunit; ribosome
Molecular function (GO): structural constituent of ribosome
Source: RefSeq, a predicted model, not a curated record